AUGUCCAUCUAUUCUUCAGCCCCUAAUGGGGCUAGCGAAAAAGGGGUCGAGUCCGUAAAGCCGGAACCAACCUUUGAGAGAUUCGAGAAGAUCCAUCAUGAACCUCGAUUCACCGCACCAAGACCGCUUCCUACGGCAGCAACCUCACUUCCGAUCGGAGCUUUUUCUACAACCUUGACCACGCUUUCUCUAAGCUUAAUGGAGUGGCGCGGAGUGACAACAACCAACGUUUACAUCGCGAAUUUCUUUUUCCUAGCUGCCUUCGGCUUAGUGAUAUCUGCGCAGUGGGAGCUUACCGGAGGGAACGGCUUUGGUUACAGUGUCUUCAGUGCUUUCGGUCUCUUCUACGCAGGGUACGGUGCCAUCUUGACUCCCUCUUUUGGGGUGGCAGCAGCAUAUGGCGAUGACACAAAGCAGUUGAACAAUGCUCUCGGACUAUUCAUGAUCAUUUGGAGCGUCUUUGUCCUUGCCUACUUAGUCGCUACAAUACCGACAAAUGUCGUCUAUAUACUGAUCUUCAUCUUCGUUGAAUUAUGCUUCGUACUGGUUGCUGCUAGCUACUUUUCUGCUGCUGAUGGCCACGAGAGCGCCUCAAUCGGGUUGAAGAAAAGUGGUGGCGUUUUCGCGUUUCUUGCUGGGCUUGUUGGAUGGUAUUUGACUUUCCAUCUCUUGCUGAAAGACUCUUUGGUAGAGUUGCCGUUGGGAGACACGUCUCAAUACUUCCCUAAGACUCGGAAGAAAACUGAGUGA
This is a messenger RNA of Colletotrichum godetiae, 750 nucleotides long. Its product is annotated as GPR1/FUN34/yaaH family-domain-containing protein. Gene Ontology annotation, molecular function: acetate transmembrane transporter activity. Lineage: Eukaryota; Fungi; Ascomycota; Sordariomycetes; Glomerellales; Glomerellaceae. The record is from RefSeq and is a predicted model, not a curated record. The transcript has 5 exons. Bases 1 to 750 code for a protein of 249 amino acids. Gene Ontology annotation, cellular component: plasma membrane.